Aspergillus puulaauensis is the source of this 1212-nucleotide messenger RNA. Its product is annotated as SDR family oxidoreductase. Bases 1 to 1212 code for a protein of 403 amino acids. The transcript is spliced from 4 exons. The record is from RefSeq and is a predicted model, not a curated record. NCBI's taxonomy places the organism in Eukaryota, Fungi, Ascomycota, Eurotiomycetes, Eurotiales, Aspergillaceae.
AUGAUCGAAUCCCAGAAUAACGUGGCCCUCGUCUUUGGUGCCAGUGGCAUCUCCGGGUGGGCAGUGACCAAGAACCUCCUCUCGUAUCCCUCUGCGACGACCUUCUCCAGGGUCAUUGCAUUGACCCAUCGCCCACGAACCGUCGAGGACAGCGGCCUGCCCCUGGACCCUCGCCUCGAGCUGUACUCUGGCGUUGACCUGCGUGCAAACCUGGAAGAUGUCCGGCAGCAGCUGAAGAGCAAGAUUCCCAGCCUGGAUCAAGUAACCCACGUGUAUUAUCUUGCGUACACCAACGCCACAGCGUACUCGGAGAAUGUCAUGGACAUCAAGAACCUCAACGUGGGCAUGACCUUUAACGCCGUCCAUGCGGUUGACCAGCUCUGUACCAGCCUGAAAUUCUUUCUCCUGCAAACGGGAACAAAUAACUAUGGCGUCGCCGUCUUCCGGUACAUGGACAAGAUCGAGAUCAACCCUCCUCUGAGAGAAGACCAGCCUAGGAUCCCCUCUCCAUGGGGCGAUGAAAUCUUCUACUAUGACCAGGUCGACCUGAUCAAGACGGCUGCAAAGGGGAAACAAUGGCGGUGGUGUGAAGUGCGCCCGGACCAGAUUGUCGGACACGUCCCCGCUGUUACGAGCAUGACCUAUGUUGAGCCCAUUGCUCUCUACCUCGCCCUAUACCGGUACAUCAAUGGACCGGGGGCGCAGGUGAAGUUCCCCGGCACGAAGAAGAACUUUGUCUAUACUUUCACCGAGUCUUCGCAGGACAUCAUCACUCGGGCUGAAAUAUUUCUGUCAGUUGAGAAGCCCGAGGAAGCCAACGGGGAGGGCUUCAACAUUGCCGAUACCGACACACCCGGGCCAUGGUCCGUCAGAUGGCCGAUUCUGGCCCAAUACUUUGGGCUAGAGGGUACAGGCCCUGAGGAGGACAGAUGGGGAGAGCUUGACAAGUGGUGGGCGGACCACCAGAACGAGUAUCAGAAGAUGUGCGAGGAAUAUGGCCUCAGACAUCGGACGGUGGACCAGGCUUCUUGGGUUUUCGUCAAGGCCGGAUUCACGCUGCUGGACAGGAAUCGAGAGAUGAGCCUCGACAAGAUCCGUGGAUUGGGCUUCACGGAGGAACUGUCCAUCGGCCAGGGCCACUAUCUCGCAUUUGACCGGCUGGCAGCAGAGAGCAUCAUUCCGGCCAGAACCAGUUUGACCAAGGGGCAGUAG